This is a messenger RNA of Paramecium pentaurelia, 1118 nucleotides long. The record is from the annotation of a GenBank genome assembly. Lineage: Eukaryota; Ciliophora; Oligohymenophorea; Peniculida; Parameciidae.
AUGUCUUCUGUUUAACAUUACUUAUUGAGAAAGUCUAUAACUUUAAACAAAAAUGCAAACAUUUUUAUGACCUAAUAAGAGGUUGAUGAAUAAAGAUUAUAUAGAAAUGGAAAGAUAGUUCCAUAUUAUAUAGUUGGUAAACCUGAAAUCAUGGAUAAAAAAUUAAUCAAUGCAUAACCAAAUGAAGAUUCAUAAAUGAAUAUAAAAAUCAAACCUAUAAGUUACAAAGAAUAUAAAUCAAAAGUUUCAUAAAAACAAAAAAAUAAUCAAGUAGAAGAUGAUUAAUUUAUUGAAUUUGAUAUGGAACUUGGCUAAGUUGAAGAAGAAAUUAAAUAAGUUCAGAUCUAAUAAAAAAUAAACUAAUUUAAACUUCCCUUAUCAAAAUUAAGUCAAGCAGAUUUAGCUGCUGCUGAUAAAGAUGAUAGAAUCAUGAAAUCUUUUGAAUAACAAUAAAUCAAUUGGUAAUAAAGAGUAAUCAAGUCAGCAUAAAGAUGUAAAAGACAUGUUUCCUAAUCAAUUUAUAAUAAAAUCUAAGCAGAAAGAGAAAAAAAUGAGGAUAGAAAACUUUUAGAUUUAAUUUAAACUGAUGCAGAAAGACAUGGAAAUAAGUUAUGGGUAAUAUUCUCUUGACUUUAAGGAAAGAUAAUUAAGAUCAAGUUCAGAAGUAUUGGAAACCAACUAAAAAAUAAAGGCUCAAGGAUUGGAAAUCAUAAAAUAAAUGAACAAUUCAGGUGUUUAUAAAAGACCUAAGAGUUUUGUCUAAAGAUUUGAAGAAAGAUAGGACAAGGUGAAUGAAUUAAUAGCUUAAGGAAAUUCAAUUUAAAAUUUAUAAGUAGAUAUCAUAUUAUUAUUAUAUAUAGGUAGAAGGAUUAAGUUAGUUAGCUAGAGAAACAUCAAGUUUAUAUAAAAUAAUCAAUGAUUAGAAGGAGUUGUAAUUAAAUAAAAAUAAUACAUCAAAUAACUAAAUACCUCAUACGAAAAGAAAAUAUAAGGGUCCUUUCAAAAAGUUAGUUCCUGUCGAAAACUUAAAUCAAUCAUAGGAAAUUCUUUCAAUUAACUAUGAUAAAUAAUUUUUGAGAUAAUAAGGAAAAUUGGAAAUUUAUAAAUAAUUUUUCUGA